Molecule: messenger RNA, 765 nt
Organism: Aegilops tauschii subsp. strangulata
Lineage: Eukaryota; Viridiplantae; Streptophyta; Magnoliopsida; Poales; Poaceae
Source: RefSeq, a predicted model, not a curated record
AUGUCGGACCCUAGGAACAAGUUCACUCAGCCUGAUGACGACACCCCUUUCGGACGACACUUGAAGGAAGUCACGAAGAACCUGGACAUGGGCCUACCAAGCUUCACUGGAACCUUCACUACAACUUUACCAGAAGAGGAGCGCUGGAGGAUCAAAGUUUGUGUUCCUGGAAGGACUUUUGCACCAACUACCGAGCCCAUCGAGUUUACCUUUGAUGCACCAACUUGGAGCUUAGGAAAGAGCAUGGCCGCCCACAUCACCUUUGGACGCAUUUGCGAGGUGUACAACAAGUAUCUCGAAGACACCGUCUACCAGAUAUGUGGACAUCGGGAUGAGCAAUGGGAGAUGAUUCGCACCAGGAAGGAUGGAUCUAUUGCAGCAUACAUAGAGGAGAUGGAUCAGCACAUUCGUCAAUAUGAGAAUCAGAUGUGCGCUAUCAUGAAGAAGACCAAGAAGGUGAUGACCCGGAAUAACGAGCUAGAGGACAAACUCAAGGCAACCCGCGAUGGAUAUGAAGAGGAAAUUGUUGUACUGCUGGAGCAGUAUGAAGACCUGAAGAAGAGGCUAGGAGUAGCCGAGGUGAAACCAGAACAUGAAGUGAAUAUUCAUGAGGACGACUACAUCAUACUAGAUGACAUAGACAGUGAUGAUGAGGACGAAGACAGUGAUGAUGAAGAAAACAAUGAUGAAGAAGAAGACAGUGAUGAUGACGCUGGUGAUGAUGAUUAUGAGCCAAUGGAGUCUUCCAUCGAUCAAAACUUCUAG